UUACUUCUAUCCAAGAAAGAAUUCGACUGUGGUAUCUUUUCGAACAUAUUUCGGCAAUAUACCCCAUUGUAACUUUCACUUUUGUUUGGCUUUCGAUGCGAGAAGCCCGACUUUUAUAUUUGAAUUAUCCGCUGAGCAUGCGAAUAGUCGAAAACUUGCCAACCAUCUUCAGCAAACUCUUGACGGCGUACCCGCUAGACACUAUUGGAUACCUCGAGUUUCCUACAUAAUUGCCACCAUGGGUGACUACUACCGCCAAUUCCUUUCUACAAUGACAGGAGGGGAAGGCUACUUGCCUACGAGCCCCGACGAACUGAACCCGGGCCUCAUGCCUGGAGCUGUGCUGCCUAUGUCGACCCCACCAAUACCUUCGCCGUAUCCCUCUACUAUUGAAUAUUUCGCUGCAUAUGCCGAACCUGCUGUUGUUAAUGCCCCCAAGGCGGGCAAAAGCCGGCGACGAUCGACUGCAAACCAAGGCGGAGGGAAUCCGGACCAAGUGAAGCAUCGGAGGACGCGUUCCGGCUGUUAUACAUGUCGAAGCCGCCGAGUAAAGUGUGAUGAGACCCGGCCGAUAUGUGAUCGUUGCAGGAAAGGAAAUCGAGAAUGUGCUUAUCCUGAACCACCAGGAUCAAAAGGUAAUUUUGGCCGCUCUGCUAUCAAGUCAAAAGACGGUUCAUCUAUUCAGUGUAUAAGCCCCACAUCUUCUAACGAGGGAGAAGAAGACGAUACAGAGCAAGACGCUAGGCUUGAGACCAUUCCUGACGACGACGAACCCGAUGGAUUACUGCGUAGAGAAUCAAUGUCUGUGUUGCCACAAGUCCGAAGAGCAAGUGCAGUAUCUCUUAAUACUACCCCAGGGGGCGGCCGCCAGAAUUCCGAAACGCCGUCACAGGACGGUACUAAGAGCGUUUCGCCCUCAAACUCAAAUUCUACCGUCACGACGGGAAGCUUGACGCUGGCUGGACAUACGGGGCAGGAAGCGACGUUGCCGCCGAGCGGGACUGCAGACCAGACACACUUGCCGCCAGAUUUCCAGAAUUACCUCCAAUUCUUUAAAAAGAAUAUGACGAACUAUCAUUACGGCUUGGCGGUUGAUGAAGACGACUUUUUCAACUCUGAGCUACCCAAUGUUGCGAUACAGUUUGAGCCGUUGCUCAAUGCGUUGGUUGGAUUCGCCGCGUAUCAUGUUACUCUGCGAAAUCCAAAUGGGAAACUUCAAGAUUUCCUCCAAUAUUAUAAUAGAAGCGUGACGCAACUGCUAAGGCUCUUGAAAAGGAAAGAAACGCACAAUGUCCAUGUGCUGUUAACAAUACUGCAGCUCGCUACAAUUGAGGAGUAUCUGGGCGACUGGGUGAACCUCAUGGGGCACCAGAAAGCCGCUUUUGAAAUUCUCACCCGCAUUUAUACUCCGCAGACAGCGAUGCAAUCCUCCAUAGGCCGAAUGUGCCUCAGCUGGUACGCCCGAUUUGAUAACAUAAUCGCCCUGAUGGGCAGAUUUCCUACUGAGAUUUCCCGGGAGUGGUUUACCACCAUGGUUGCGUUUUAUCAAAGCCAGAUGACAUCAAAUCCCACCGAAUUACGUUGGAAGAUUGAAGAUCGGUCCGCUCGUCUGCGUCUCAUCUCUUACGACAUGUCUACCUUGUAUGCUCGUGGAAGUCGACAACAAAUCGAGCCAACGGAUUACGCAUAUGAGCACAAUUAUUUGACUGCACAGCUUGAAGAAUGGAAGGGAAGCUGGGAUCCGGUUCUAUGUGACCCAAAACAUCUCGUUACUGAUUUUCCUUGGCGGCGUCUCUUGGACCCUAACGAUAUCGUCGAUCCUUACCGCCCAGGACUACUCUAUGAUCAUCCAUUAUUCAACAGCACCAUUAUUACGAUGGAAUGGCACAGCAUCGUCAUAAUGCAUAAAAGCCAAUCGCCCGAUUUGUCUCCAGAACAGCUGUUCGCGGAAUUGGGGGGGCAUGCGUUUACAGUGUGUGAGCUCUUCGAAUGCAUGGAGCAUUGGCCGGAGCUGCCGGCGGGAACAUUAAUAGCGAUGCAGCCAUGUCUUGCAAUUGCAGGCCUUUUUUUGCCGCACCAACCGAAUCACAACAUGUGGCUGCGGCAGAAGUUUGCGAUUUUGGAAGCUCAGGGACACAUCAACCCUGUCACUCGCCGUACGAAGAUGGCGGAGAUCUUUGGAGACCCUUCAUGUGUCCAUUGGUGGCUACCAAACGAUCAAGGUUUUACGCCGAUCCUCCAAAGUAUACGAAGCUUCGCAGACGAACGAAAUGCUAGGGCGGUGAAUUCGCAGCAGGUGAAUCUCCGGGAAGUGAAACACCUCUUCGACAAACUUAUCCUUGGAUGACGAGCGAGAAUCAAAUGCGAUAUUUUUUUUAAGAAAAAAAGAUUUAAAAAAGAAAAGAGGAA
Messenger RNA from Trichoderma asperellum CBS 433.97, 2409 nucleotides. RefSeq lists its product as uncharacterized. Gene Ontology annotation, molecular function: zinc ion binding; DNA-binding transcription factor activity, RNA polymerase II-specific. Gene Ontology annotation, biological process: regulation of DNA-templated transcription. Lineage: Eukaryota; Fungi; Ascomycota; Sordariomycetes; Hypocreales; Hypocreaceae. The record is from RefSeq and is a predicted model, not a curated record.